Molecule: messenger RNA, 1392 nt
Organism: Trichophyton verrucosum HKI 0517
Lineage: Eukaryota; Fungi; Ascomycota; Eurotiomycetes; Onygenales; Arthrodermataceae
Product: MFS sugar transporter, putative
Exons: 8
Coding region: 1-1392 (463 amino acids)
Biological process (GO): carbohydrate transport; transmembrane transport
Cellular component (GO): membrane
Molecular function (GO): carbohydrate:proton symporter activity
Source: RefSeq, a predicted model, not a curated record
AUGAAACAUCCAUCCAAUGGACUCACAGGCGCUUAUCGUGCCACUGACAAGAACAAAAAGGUUGUUGCUGUUUAUAUAGCAGGGGAGGCUGUUGGUGCCCUUACUCAGACUUUCAUUGGCGACAAGCUUGGGCGCAUUCGGUUCAUGCAGUUCAUGUGUGUGGUGGUCACCGUUGGGACAGCCAUACAGACAGCUUCCGUGAAUAUUGGAAUGUUCCUUGCCGGGCGUGCUUUGGCAGGCUAUGCUGUAGGCGGGCUAGUUGGCACUGUUCCCAUAUACCUCAGUGAAAUUUCUGCGCCGCAUCAACGGGGACUUAUUGGCGGUAUAUCUGGUUGUGGUAUUGCAUUAGGAACUAUGAUGUCUAACUGGGUGGGCUUUGCGUGUUCCUAUGCCCCUUAUGGUCCAGUGCAAUGGCGUCUCCCUCUCAGUAUCCAGAUCCCCUGGGGAAUAAUCUUGUUCGUCGGCCUUGCUACCUUCAUGCCAAACUCCCCUCGUCAACUCCUGCGAAUUGGCAGGGUGGAUGAGGCCCGUGCUGCUUUCCUGAAGAUUCGCCGUGAUUACGACUUAAAUGAGUCUAUCGAGGAAUUUACGGUGAUGAAGGCACAGAUCGAGUACGAGAUGAGGAGAGAAGUUGCUUCCAUCCGUGAGGUCUUCAACCUGUUCAAACAUCGGGCUCUUGUCUCCAUUGCCGUUCAGACUAUGACUAGUCUCACUGGUGUCAAUGUCAUCCAGUAUUAUCAGACAAUCCUAUAUAGAUCUCUGGGUAUCGGCCCGCAGACAAUUCUUGCUUUAACUGCUGUGUAUGGCACCGUUGCUUUUCUCUCAAAUUUUAUCACCACUUUAUACCUUACCGAUCAAUGGGGACGCCGGAAAAUGAUUCUCUCAGGCUUAUCUGGGGUUAUCUUGGUAGAAAUAUACGCUGCAGUCAUGCAAUGGACAUUUCAAAACACAAACAACCACGUUGGAAAGGGGUUUGCCAUCCUGGGAAUCUACCUCUUCGUUGUCAACUAUUAUGGCAUGCUUAACAGCACCACCUGGCUAUAUGGAGCGGAGGUACUACCCGUGUCCCUUAGAAGCAAAGUGAUGGGACUUGCUUCUGCCUCUCACUUUAUAGUUAAUGUUGGCAUUACCGAGGCUGGCCCAAGUGCUUUUGCAAAUAUUAAAGAAAAUUAUUACUACGUUUUUGUUGCCUGCACUCUGCUUUUUCUCAUUGUUGGAUAUUUCUACUUUCCAGAAACCAAACACAAAUCUCUCGAGGAAAUCGCAACUUCAUUUGGUGAUAAGGUUGUGGGUGUUUCUAGUAGUGACUCUGAGACCGAACGAGAAGUAAUGGCGAAACAACCGGCUAUCCAACAUGUCGAGGCGCACUCUGCCGCAUCGACAACCGUCUAA